CCUUUUCUCAGGAUCCCCCACACUCACUCCACAACCCAUCACUGCUUCCCCUGCAAGUUCCUUCUCCUCGAAGCUUUCACUGAAGAACUCUUCGUCUCAUGCGAUGCGACGAAGAAAUGAAAGCCAAAGGGAAGGGGAGAGAGAGAGAGAGUAGCAUGCGAGUUCUUCAGUGAAAGUCCUUCGAGGAGAAAAGUUUUUUGAUCUGUGAUAAAAGUUAAUACAUUCUGACGUGCUUCGAUGGAUAAUGUAGAUGCCGAGAAAGAGGCAUAUGAUGAUGAGCACCCAGCUUACUUCCCAGUUGAAUUGGUUAAUACGCUCUCGGAGUCCAACGUAUACCAUUUCUAUGUCAUUCAAUUAUUGCAACACUUUAGUUACGAUGUAAGAGUUCAGGGUCUGGUACUUGCUAUGAGGAGUGAACUAGAGCCUGGUAUUUGUUUCGAGUUACAAGCAGAUAGGGGGAUGCUGACUGCAAACUUCAUAUAUGCUGGGUCCUGGAGUCUCAAGGAGGAGCAGGUGAAUUGUUGCAGGAAGUUUCAGAGCACUCUUCUAAGCGUGCUCGUGGAACAUAAUGUCACUAAAUUGGUGGAAGUUUUAAAUAGUUUCAACUCUGGGAAUUCACCUGGUAUCGAUUAUUUAAUCCUUCCAUUAAAGAGUGGAUACCCAAAUGAAGGCACCGUAGAUUGGGAACCUGUCGCCUCUGUACUGUUUCCAUCUGCAGAAGUUUCGAAUAGUCCCACUUCAGGCUCGAACGUAUCGAAUGAACACAUCAAAGGCUGUUGCUUCCAUGGCCGUUCAAGUCUUGUAACCAAAGAUGGACCAGUCUGCUCUUGCUUGCUCCAGAAUUCUGUGGUCUACACCCCUCAUAAUGGCCGUAUAUACUGCAUCUCUGGUUUCUUGAACAGUCUAAAUGCAAAUUCAAAAUUGAAUAUGAGGGAUGGAAGUAGUGUAACAUAUAAGCAGUACUAUAAAGAGCGGUAUGGCAUCAAUUGGCGUUGUGAAGAACAGUCAUUACUUAAGGGGAGACACAUUUUUCAAGCGCAGAAUUGUCUCUUCUGGGACCGACAUAGAAAACAGAAAGAAGAGCCAAGCAAAGCGAUGGUUGAGCUGCCUCCAGAACUCUGUCACUUGAUAAUCGCUCCAAUAUCAAUCGACACAGUGUACUCCUAUUCAUUUGCUCCAUCGAUUAUCCACCGCCUCGAGUCAUUGCUUAUGGCUGCAAAUUUGAAAAGGAUGCAUUUGGAUCAUUGUGUACAAAAUGCGGUUAUCCCAACUAUCAAGGUGCUGGAAGCUCUUACAACUAAACGGUGCCAUCAAGAAUUUCAUCUGGAAUCUCUGGAAACUCUUGGUGACUCUUUCCUUAAAUAUGCGGUCGGUCAACAGCUAUUUAAGUCUUAUGAAAAUCAUCACGAAGGCAUGCUGAGUAUCGAGAGGGAAAGAAUAACUUCUAAUGCCACACUCUGCAAAUUAGGCUGCGAAUGCAAUCUUCCGGGAUUUAUUCGCGACGAACAAUUUAAUCCAAAGAAUUGGAUUAUUCCUGGAUACAAAUCUCAGUCUCUCUUAAACGAGGAGUUUGUUUCCGGAAGGAAGAUGUAUGUGGUGGGGAAAAGGAAGAUUAAAAUGAAGAGAGUGGCGGACGUGGUAGAGGCGUUGAUUGGAGCAUAUGUUAGCACUGGGGGAGAAACAGCAGGUGUAAUGUUUUUGGAUUGGCUCGGUAUAAAGGUGGACUUUAGGGUCUCACCAUAUGAAAGGGGAAUCCACUUAAACUCUGAGAAGUUUGUUAACAUAAAGCAAUUGGAGGCCCUUUUAGGGUACUCAUUUAAUGAUCCUUCUCUGUUGGUAGAAGCACUGACGCAUGGUUCUUUCAUGCUUCCAGAAAUUCCGAGGUGUUAUCAGCGCUUGGAAUAUCUCGGUGACUCAGUUCUGGAUUAUGUAAUCACGGUCCAUCUUUACAGUACAUACCCAAGGUUGUCGCCGGGGGUAAUAACUGAUAUGAGGUCUGCCUCCGUGAACAAUGAUUGUUAUGCUCUUGCCGCUGUUAAGGUGGGAUUGCACAAGCACCUUCUCCAUGACUCGAACGCGCUGCAACGUGAUAUAGCCAACACCCUCAGGAACUCUGACAAGUUCGCACCGGCAUUUACGUAUGGCUGGGAGUCUGAAACAUCUUUCCCGAAGGUGCUAGGGGAUAUUAUCGAGUCUCUUGCUGGUGCAGUCCUGGUGGAUUCGGGCUACAAUAAACAGAAGGUGUUUGACAGUAUUAGGCCUCUCCUGGAGCCACUGGUCACUCCCGAGACGCUGCAGCUCCAUCCAGUGAGGGAGCUGCACGAGGCGUGCCAGAAGGAGAACUACACACUGAAGAAACCCACGGUGUCUCGGGACAACAACAGGAUAUCUGUAACGGUUGAGGUCAAGGCAGGUGGAAAAAUAUACAGGCACACUUCAUGCGCUGACAAGAAGGAGACAGCCAAAAGAGUUGCCUCAAGAGCAGUCCUCAAGUCUCUUAAACAAGCAUCUAGGUGACGAUAUGAGGAAGACACGAAAUCUGUUCUUGUCAAUCGUGAGACUCCUUAAACUGGGAAGCGGUUUUAAGCGGUCCAUUUUUGUCAUUUCGUAUGUAGUCAGAUGGGCGAUCUUUUUUAUAUAAUGCUACGCAUGGUGGUAUAAAAAUGUCAGUUUUUGGCUAGUAUUAUCGAAUCGGAUUUUAAGUUCUUGCAA
Messenger RNA from Punica granatum (pomegranate), 2712 nucleotides. NCBI's taxonomy places the organism in Eukaryota, Viridiplantae, Streptophyta, Magnoliopsida, Myrtales, Lythraceae. The record is from RefSeq and is a predicted model, not a curated record.